CAAUAAUAAGAAAGCUUUAGAUUGAUAGGGAUACAACUACCUGGUCCUGGAAAAUACAAGGAGAACUACGACAUUUCAAGCGAAGGCAAUUCGUCGCGGGAGGUUAGUAGCCGAUAAAUCAUUCUGUGCCAGUGUAGGUAUAUAUAGCCUCGGAUUGACAGGGAUACAACUACCUGAAAAAUACAAGGAGAACUACGACAUUUCAAGCGAAGGCCCAUCGUGGCGGGAAGUAAGUAGCCGAUAAAUCAUUCAGAUUUCUCUGCCCACCAGAAGAAGACAAACUUCUGCUAAUUUUCUCAUUCAGUUUUCGUCCAGAUUGAACUAAACAUUUAAGAGGCAAUUUUUUUCAAUGUCACGUAUUUGCGAUGAAAAGUGUUCAAAACCUAAAAUCUUUUUGGCGUUCCUCUCAAAAUUACUUUGUUUUAGCUUUAUUCUCUAGUUUAUAGAGUUUGCAACCUUUUUAAAUACAUCUGCCGGUUGACAAACAUAAAAUAAUAGUUAAAAAUUGUCAAUUAAAAUACAAUUAUCAAUGAUGCGUUAAAAUUGACGCCAUAUUUACAGCCAUGUAUAAGCAAAACUUACUGAACUUCAUUUUCUCUUUGGCGUAUCAUCUAAAAUCUCUUCAUUUUAGCAUUAUCUUACAGAUAAAGCGCUAAACAUACUUUUUAAGCUUGUUUGCCGAUUGAGAAAAGUAUCGAAAAACUAAAAUUUUGAAUUUAGUCAUAACCUGAAGUGGUAUAUUAUACGCAUUAGUUUUGAGUGCGUGUUACGUAACAUACAAAAAAAUCUCCUCUUAAUCGAAUCUCGUAGUCUGAACAUACUUUUCAGAAACCUGUACUUUAUGAACCAUAUUUUAAUGACUAAGUACACAUUGAGUAUUGAGUUUGUACCAGUGCAAGUAUGUGGCAAUAAUAAUUGGCGUACCAGUCAGGUCAGAGAAAUGGCGCGAGGUACACUAGCAGUUACAUUUGAACUGCACUUAUUCUGCAUCUAUAUUUACUGUUUAUUUACGUUUGCCUGCGAAAUAGCUUAUAAAACCAUUACAUACAUAUAAAUUAUCAUAUAUAGAUUGCCUGGGCCGCCUGUUAUUGCGUUGUUUUAGUCAAGAAAAUGAAAUAUCUGAACAAAGAGACGUGAAAACAGAGUUGUAGACUAGAGUCAUUUUUGUGACAUGACUUGUUAAUCAGAUUAACGACUUGUGACUUGACUUGGACUCGAACAAAAUGACUUGUGACUUGUUACCAACGCAAUGUAAAGUCGUACAAUGUCUAGUGAAAAUUAACUUUUCUACAAUUGCACUGUACAUUGGCAUAUCACACUAUACAUGUGCAAGAGCUCGCUGGGUCACUCCCUAGUAGGGUUGGACGGUAUUAAAAAAAUCAACUCAUGAUUAUUGUCGAGCAAAUUAUCACGAUAUUCGAUAAUAUCACGAUAAACGCAAUAAAACAAUGACCACAUUUUUCAGUUUUAAUUAAUAUCAAAGCAUAGUAAGCUUAUAUAUAAUCUUAUUAAAAACAAGGAAAAUAACAAAUUAAAGUAAUAUGAAGGCUUUUCUAGUCUAAUAUUUACUGUUUAUAAACCUAACUGUCUAUGCAGUGUCUACAGUGUCUCCGCAGACACAAAUGCCAUGGGCACACAGCGCAAGCAAAGCCUGCAAUUUCAUUGUUCAGCAGCUUACUAACUUACCAAGACUUACUAACCACCCGUUCCGCACGUUGUAACCAAUAGUUUAUUGGCGUUGUAAUGCCAUUGUAUGCAAUAAAGUAUUGGGUUGUAACUGAAGCUUACUAACUUACCAAGGCUUACUAACUUACCAAGGCUUACUAACUUACCAAGGCUUACUAACUUACCAAUGAUUACUAGAUUACCAAUGAUUACUAGAUUACCAAGGAUUACUAGUUUAAUAGGUUUUGUUUGUGGAAACACCACGUAAAUUUAUUACUGCAAAGCUUUCGAUCCGUAAGCCCGGAUCUUCAUCAGUGCUAAUAAUAUGUUAUUAAUAAUACGUUAUUAAUAAUAUGUUAUUAAUAACAGGAUUAAUAACGUUAUUAAUAAUAUGUUAUUAAUAACAGAAUUAUAUGCUUACGGAUCGAAAGCUUUGCAGUAAUAAAUUUACGUGGUGUUUCCACAAACAAAACCUAUUAUAUUUUAUCACCAUGCAAACAUACAAAGAACUGAUUACUAGUUUACCAAGGAUUACUAGAUUACCAGUGAUAAGUAGGGAUUAUUAGGAUGUAUAAAAGUUAGAAUGGUAUAUUGAUGACCGUAACACCAGGAAUUAACUAAUAUAUCGUAUUAAAUUCGUAUUUGAUUCCGGAAAUAGUUUUAAUUCUUUUAAAAACUACAUUUUCUAGAUAUUGAAGGAAUUUUUUUUAGGAUUUUUAUAAAAGCUAUAUACACAUGCGAAGCAAUAUCUGCACGAUACUCAUCGAGCAUGACAAUAAUUUCGAUAUAUCGUCGCUCAAGUUUCUACCUUCGAUACGAUAAUCGUGAUUGAAAAUAUCGCGAUAAAUCAAAAUAUCGAAAUAUCGCCCAACCCUACUCCCUAGUUCAUGGUAAAAGGAACUGUACAGAAUAAAUUGCGGCUUAGUAUUAGUGGUGUAUGCAUGGUCAGAAACAAAGUGACUUGCGACAUAACUUACUACUCAGAUUUAAUAUGAAUUGAUUUGGACUGGCAAAAUAGAACUUGCUAUAUAACAACUAAUUUUGCGUGGAAAUAAUGAUAUUUAAUUAAAAGUAGUUAUUAGACAGUUUCAAGUGCAUUGUUUGCAUUUAAAAUAAUUAAAACCUUUGUUUCAAAUUUUACAAAAUGAGUCGAGGACGUCCUGUCUCGAAUGUUAAGGACCAUUCAAAACAUUCCAAUAUCGUAAGGGAACGGUAAUUAAUAAUAGGAGGGUGGUUGAUAAAUACCAAAUAUUGAACUUUUUUAGAGCCGCCCCAAUCGCAAGACCUUUAUUUUCAAGACGCCCCCACCUUCAUCUAGAAAAUUUAAGACCUCCCCCCUCCAAUAUUUAACUUGUUUCAAUUUGGCGGUGGGGGACUGCAAGAUUGCCUGGUCUGCCAUGCAUUUUCUGUGAAAAUAUCUGACAUUUCUGCGCAACUUUCCCAAGGAAAAAACAUUUCCUGCGCAAAAUAAAAUUUUUUAGUCUGGUUGCUGGGCGUUUGAUAAGACAACAUUUUGUGGUGUAAAAUAGGUGAUUAGACAAGUACUGGUGUAAGACAUUGUGUAGCCUAAAUAAUGAGAGGGCCAGUAUUCAAAAUGGUUGUUAUUUACUCCGACUCCUAUGGUGAACAGCAUAUACGUAAUAAACUAUGGCAACUACGAUUAUAGGAACUAAAAAAGGUGAAACAUUUUGUGGGGUAUGAUAAAGGCGAGAGAUUGAAAAUGAGUAAGAAAGUAUUAAAAAAUUGGGGUCGCCACUUGCAUGUCACAUAUUUUUCAGUUUGAGGCCGCCCCCAAUUCAGGCAAAAAUAUUAAUAGUUCAAGCCGCCCCCCCCCCCUUUCUCACCCACCGCCCCCCUCCCAUUAUUAAUGACCGGUCCCUAUAAAUACAGCUGAAAUAUUCUGAUCUGUCAUUUUAACCACGUCCACUGUCAAGGUUGCAAGCUGUUUUUCUGGUGAAAUUCAAAGGUAAGUUCUCUCAAAGUCAAAUGAAUUGAAUUGAUUUAAUGACUACUGACUUUGUAACCCAAAAAGGUUAAAUUACACCAGUAUUACAUAAAUUAAGAGGAUAAGUUAAAAUUACAUAAUAAUUACAUAUUUAAGAUUAUUUACAUUUCUAAAAACUUAUUUACUGUUAAUCUUUAAUAUACAGGGCCGUAGGAAGCUCUUUUCGAUUGGGGGGGCUGAAAGCGAGGGUCGAAGGCCCGAGGAAAUUUUUAAAUUUAGAGUCUCUAAAAUGCCAUUUCCUGGACUUUGGGGGAAGAUUUAACAGAAUUCUGAUAGUCAGAAAACAGCGUUUUAGUAUGUCGAAAUUUACAGGAAAGUAUGGGCCAGACUGUAGUAUUAUAAAUGCGCGGCGGGAAUUUUCGUCGUAAAUGGCAGUUGCGCGGAAAUGAAGGCAGAACAUUUGAGAAAAUUUCGAAAAUCUGGAGUCUCUAGAUGGUCUGAAAUGGCAUUUUCAGAGUUUUCUUUCGCAAGACCCAACACGCAAAAGACAAAAUAAAUCAUUAGUUCAUCAAAAAUGUGCAGAUUUUGUGGGAUUUUCUUGAAAAUGCGCGACAGAAAUUCAGCUAAAAUUUCUACGCGAGGAACGAUCUGGAGUAUGAGUAAUAUCUUCAUUCUUUGCAGUUUGUCACAGAUUAAAUGAUAAAGUUUGCAUGAUUUUGAAAAACGAAUGAUUAUUAGCAAAUUAUUGGGGGGGGGGGGCUGCAGCCCCCCGGUUGCUACGGCCCUGAUAUACUUUGAGGUAAAAACGAAUUCUUAAAACGUUCGGUUCUGCAAACAUAAUUAUGAUAUUUACAUAUACAAACAUAAUUAUGAUAUUUACAAAUGCUAUUCAAUUCAAAGGUAAAUGAUAUUCUAUUCAAAGCCAUGCAUGCAAUGCGAGUUCUUCUUAAGUUGUUUCAAUUGUUAGCAGUUCACGUUCUACUUUUAAUAUAUAAAAGUAUACACCGAAUAAUUUAUAAAAACUGGGCGUAUAAGCAUCUGCAUGUGAUUGAAAAUUAGACAUAUAAAAACUGGGCGUAAAGCAUCUAUGCAUGAUUCCAAUGAUAUUGCUGAUAUAUUCGACCAUAGGACAUAAGAAUCCAUGCAUACUCUCCGAAACUAAGUAAUUAGUUUUGAGAAUUGACGUUCCAAUAUUGAACCGCUUCGUUUCAAUUCUAUUCUGUAAUGUUGCAUGAUGAAGGGCCUUCGCUCGAAAUGUCGAAGUUCUUCUUGUAUUUUUCAGAUAGUUGCAUUCCUAUCAACCAAAGUUUUGUUAUUAUUUCUUUCUACUGUAAUGUAUUGUAUUCUGUUUUGUUUUAUCUUCUUUUCAAUCUCACAAGCCAGGCUCUUCCCCGUCGCUUCCCUUCGAAAAUACGCUACGGUAUAUUUCUUUAUUCUAUUUAACAAGUAGAUAACAUUUUGCCGUUGUCGGUUUGGUGGUUGCUCCGACUCGUGGACAACAUUUUUGUUCUUAGGCCCGGUCAAGACGGAGAAAGUUUUCAUGCACUGAACCUAAAUACAACGAUUAAGUGCGACAGAAGAGCAGCGUCUAAAUCAAUUAAGUUCGGAAGUUUUGAUUAGGUUAGACACGGCACACAAUAUGGUAAAUCAUGUCGAUCAUGCGGGGGGCGGCUUGAACUAUUAAUAUUUUUUAGACGCCGUGCUUUCCAGGCACCGAACCUAAUGCAUCAAUUUUUUAACGUACAGUAUCAUAUGAUUAUGAUAUAUUAGGAAUUUAGUACUGAAAUUUCUGAUAUAAUUUACUUGUAUUUGGCGCUAUUACAAUUUUGAUUAGGUUCGGCGCAUGAAAUCGCUGUCUAAACCGGGCCUUACCACUAUUCUUACCACGCCUCUGUGUACCCAUGGAUCACAAAAACACUUUUGAACUAUCCAUGGUGUAUCUACAGUAUAUAUAACUGCGCAGAUAACGGUUAUAUGUUUGUUAAGUAUAAGAAAGUUUAAAAAACUUAACUCUUAAGGGCGACGGAAAGAGUUACACCCAAUAUCACGUGAUAUAUGACCAAUGCAAAACAAUGCAUGCCAUUGGUUCGUGGUGGUUCUGAGAGCGCUGUGAUUGGCUUAAAGAUAUUACGUCACAACCAUGUUCGUCAUUCCAAAGAAUAAAAGGCAAAACGAUUUGAGGUUAUACUACAUUAUAUGUCCUAACAUGCAUGUAUACACUAUUCUUAUCUGUGAUUGCCAAUUCGAUAUUGCUUAUCAAUAUUGCUUAUCAAUCCAUAUUUAUUCAGAAUUUCGACCAAUAUUUAACAAUUAUUCACCUCAGUGUUGUUGAAUAGUGCAAAUAUAUUCACCGAAACGCGAAGCGGUGAACAUGCGUCCUUGCACUAUUUAACGACACUGAAGCCCCGUUUACACUACGCUCAAUUUUUGGUACGGGACGAAUAAAAGUGGUACCCGCACCACUUUUUUGGUUCUUGGACUACCUAUUUAGAUAGUCCAAGAACCAAAAAAAUGGUACAGUACCAAUUUUAUCCGUGCCGUACCAAAAAUUGAGCGUAGUGUAAACGGGGCUUGAGAGUCUGAGGAGAAUAAUUGUUUUAGGGGCGGACCAUUUGAUUUUUGAGGGGGGAGGUGGAAGAUUCAGUCUGUGCAAGAAUUUUUUUUCCGCCCAGGCGAACGAGACAGAUAUUUUUUUCCUGUAAAAGUGCAGCGCAAGAUAUUUUUUUUCCCAAUAUAUUUGGCCGCAGGAUAUUUUUUUUGCCUCUCAUAAUAACGGCUUACAGUAACUUUAGGCUUUCAUAUAGCUAUCAUCGGAGACGUAGCAGGGGUUUUCAGUCAGAGGAGGCCGAGAACUGAAUCCCAAGAGGGGCCAAGGAAUUUUCACUGUGCUUUAUUUUAUAUAUGGUUAUGUCUUAAUGUUCCCCACACUAAAGCGUGCAAGUUUACUUACAAAGAAUGUAUAACUGCACCAAAACCUAAAACAUACAGGGAUAGAGUAGAGUACUCGAAAAUGGGGGAGGGUACAGUAUAUGAAUGACCUGUAACCUUGGGGGGUUCGGGGGCAUGCUCCCCCGAGAAAAUUUUAAAAUUUGAACCUCGGAAAUGCUAUUUCCUGCGUUUUCAGCCAUGGAUAAUUAUCUUAAGCCCAGAUUUUCUCAGGGGGGGGGGGCAACAAUUUUGCCAGGGAACACCACUGGCUAUCGUAUAUCAGAGGCUCCAAAGGCGGUAGAAUCCCUGUGAUGUUAUCCACUGUUCACCCCGUGUUCUUUUAAGCAAAUGUGCCUGCUCCAAAAUGCAAAAUCUUGCAAGCCUGUGGACACAAUACUGAAGUGAAGAGCUUCAGUAGAGUUACAUGUAGAAAAUUUUUUUUUGAGCGCUCUCUUUUGCAUGAUAUUUUUUCUUCUGGAUUGUGUGCUGCAUGAUUUUUUUUUUCUUUCUCCUUGGGUUGCAGGAAAUUUUUUUUCGAAAUCUUCCACCCCCCCCCCCUCAAAAGUCAAAUGGUCCGCCCCUUAGCAUACCUGUAUACCACAACAAAACAAAAAUGACCAAAAAACAGCGAACAUAUUUUUAAAACAAUUUGUAUUUCAGCCCUAUAUAGUUGUAAACAAAACAGUAUUUACACACUCAAUUUUAGUAAUUUUAUUCAUUAGAAAUAGCUUUAGGAAUACCUCUACACACUGUUAAACAAAAACCGCAGCUUCAUUUAGUACAAAAAUUCGCUCGUCUGUAACUGAAACGAAACGAGAAGCCAUUUUGUUUUUGUCCGGAGGGGAAUGUUGCGAGGAUAUCCAGAGCAACCAAUCAAAUUGCGUGAAAAGCACUAUUCACCUCCAGAGUACAUGCUAAAUUACUUUAUUCAAUUUGUUUUUGUCUUUGAUUUAGUUUUGGAAAAGAUCACAAUAUGUUCAGCAAAAUUUUAUUCGUUUUGGGAGUUGUGUUGGCUAUCUCAACUUUGGGUAAGAAAAUUUCCAAAUUUUCAGUGAUUGAAUCACAAUGCCUAAUAAUGUUCCUUGCCAGCAAUACUGGCAGUUAUCUGAAAAGAUGUGGGAAGCUAUAUCUUUCAGAUUACAUAGGAUAAUAUAAUUGCUUCAUAAUGUAGCUAUUAUAAACACCUCACAAUCCGUUCUUGCAAAAAUUUUGACAGACAUUAAAAUCUCAUCUUAUUAUACGUAUUUUGACUUUAAAAUGGACCAUUCCCCAAUUAACCAAAAUUUUGAUCUCAACAAGUUUAGACAAAAUUUCAUCAUAGCAUGAAAGAGCAUCACAAAAUUAGUAAUAUUCCAAAGUUUCGUUGCGAAAUGUUGUAAAAUGCGGAUCAUAUAGCCUUGUGAAAUUUGCAAUUUUCAGUCAUUUUAGAUUACAAACAGGAAAUGGUUACCACUUUUCCAAAAUUUUGAUCUUAACUAGCCUAAACAAAAAUUUCAUCACAGCUUGAAAGAGCAUCACAAAAUUAGUAAUAUUCCAAAGUUUCGUUUUAAAUGUAAAAUGCGGAUAAUAUAGCCUUGCGAAGUUUGUAAUUUUCAGUCAUUUUGUAUUACGCACAGAAGUGGUAUACCAUUUCCCGUUUGUAAUCUAAAUGACUGAAAAUUGCAAAUUUCGGAAGGCUAUAUUAUCCGCAUUUUACAACAUUUCGCAACGAAACUUUGGAAUAUUACUAAUUUUGUGAUGCUCUUUCAAGCUGUGAUGACAUUUUUGUCUAGACUUGUUUAGAUCAAAAUUGUGGUUAAUUGGGGAAUGGUCCAUUGGCUGAUUAAAUUCCACAGGAUACUCUAUCCAGUUCUAGUUUUCAGGUCAGUGGGAUGACCACUGCCGGGUCUCUAGAUAUAAAACAGUUUAAACUGACAGAGACAAGACAUGACACCAGUUGCACUGCUGGGACAGACUGAAAAGUUUUGGCUUUGGAGGAAAUUAAUUUCCUGCGCAAAAAUUCUUGCAAUUAUGGAGAUCUGCGCAAAAUAACUACAAAUAAUUCCUGAAGAAUCUGCACAAAAUGCUAUUAUAUUUGAACCGGCAAGAACCAAGCAGAUUUCUGAUCUUUGUCUUUGAUAAAAGCACUUUCUGACUGCAGGACUUCCUGAACUGCCAUAACUAAUUUUCUGUGAGAAUAUCUGACAUUUCUGCGCAACUUUCCCAAGGAAAAAACAUUUCCUGCGCAAAAUAAAACUUUUCGGUCUGGCUUGGGGGUAUUAUAAAACAAUUUCCAACUAAUGAUCAAUUGCAUGUCUUUUUUUUUGUUUUAGGAAGUGCAUCUGGUGUCAAACUGACUACCGCCACCAACAGUACAAGUGGUACCUCCGGCAGUACAUCUGAUGUCAUGGUGACCAAGUUUACUCUUUCCUUGAUGGUGAUUGUUGGUUUUAUUUUUCUUGACUUCAUGUACUUUGCCUUUUGACUGUGUAGCUUUACUGAACUUUAUUUAACUCAAUUGUUGUAAUUUGCCUGAGUGUAAUGAGAUUAUGUGGUAAAACUGUAUGUUUAAAACAAAUUGUUUAAAACAUGUAGCGUUAUUAGUUUGGGUUAAUUUAGAAGGUGACUAUAUGUAAUAAAUUGAUAAAAGAUAAAACCAAUUCGUUCCUUAAGGGCAUGUGUAAUCAAAUGUACUAUAGUUUUGAACUAAUGUGGACCAGUUUUGUGUAUACUAUUAAAAGUAACUUUAUUUAUACUGGACAGUCUUAAAGGACAAUGGCAACAAAAUUUUUUAUUGUUUAUAUUAAAAGUGUUUCUUCAUCUAACUAUAAAUAUGAUAUUAAUACCGUGUCAAACAUUUUUGUUCAGGAGUUAUAUGCAUGUUAUUUCACUGUUAAUUUAUAUAUCGUCGGCC
This is a messenger RNA of Paramuricea clavata, 9431 nucleotides long. The record is from the annotation of a GenBank genome assembly. Lineage: Eukaryota; Metazoa; Cnidaria; Anthozoa; Malacalcyonacea; Plexauridae.